Penicillium alfredii is the source of this 2802-nucleotide messenger RNA. RefSeq lists its product as uncharacterized. Bases 1 to 2802 code for a protein of 933 amino acids. The transcript has 6 exons. The record is from RefSeq and is a predicted model, not a curated record. Gene Ontology annotation, cellular component: chromatin; SMC loading complex. Gene Ontology annotation, biological process: mitotic sister chromatid cohesion; maintenance of mitotic sister chromatid cohesion. Lineage: Eukaryota; Fungi; Ascomycota; Eurotiomycetes; Eurotiales; Aspergillaceae. Gene Ontology annotation, molecular function: double-stranded DNA binding.
AUGAGCUUCCCACCACCCCAUUCUGGUCAAUACCCGCAGUAUAUACCCCCACCACAGUACCAGGGUAUUCCCCCGCAGUUGCUGUACAGCAAUGUCGCGCCAUCGCCAGCGCCAUACAAUGGCUAUGGCAAGCCCGGGGUGUAUCCGCCGGGCAUGAUGCCCUAUCCCGCGUAUCCUCAACAAUAUAACCCGCCAUCGCAGCCAUCACCACAACAGCAACCUCAACAGCAUCUUCCGCCACCACUACAACCGCAAUCGCAGCCAGUACCCACUCCGCAGCCUCCGCGCCAGGCCCCUGCCCCCGCGCCCGCGCCCGCGCCUGCACCGCUUCCACCUCCACCUGUUCCUCCGCAGGAGGAGAUGCAGCAUCAGUUUGUCAACCCAGCUCAGUUGUUUGUCCAGCCGCCGCUGCCAACUGCGCCGCGAUCCCGCUACAUCCAUCCCUCCCAAUAUGGCGAACUAUCUCCCAUUUCGACUCCGGCUGCUAGUACACCUCCAAUGGCCCCGGUUGCUUCUUCAACCCCGUCACAAGCAACAACAGUUCAUGUUGCCCUUCCUCCCAGCCCUCAGCCAAACGCCCACCUUCAGCAAAGCCAGUCAAGCCUGCAUACCCAGCAACCGCAACCCAUCGUCAAGGCCGAGGCCUCACAAAUUCAACCUCAAUCUUCUCCCAAGGUAGAGCUGAAAAAACCUCCACCCACCCCACAGACCAGUGUACCGCGCCCCCAGCCAACCCCAUCGCCUAUGACGAACCACGUCCCGCAGGUGAUGAUACCAGCCCCUUCUCCGGAAGUCCAGGCGAAGAUGCAAAAACCACAUUCCAAAAAACAACAGCAGAAGCGACAGCCCAUCCAACAAACCGCCGACAAAUCGGCAAAGCCACCGAAGCCCACAAAACCUUCUGUCGAUUACCAGGUUCUGUUGUUGUCGCUGGCAGAUGAAUAUCUUAAUGCCGCCCACUCUAAUGGAACAACGACAGCGCUGGUGACCCGUGAGGCUGAUAUCGAGGAAUACUACAAACUUGUGGCAACCGGGCUUGGGUGUUUAGAGGCUGUCUUGAAGAACUGGCGACUCCAACCUCGCAAAGAAGCUCUUGUGCGACUUCGCUACGCACGAACCUUGUUUGAAGAAACCGAUAAUGACCUGGAAGCAGAGACGGCGUUGAGCAAAGGAAUCGAUCUUUGUGAGCGAAACCGUAUGCUGGACUUGAAAUAUAGCAUGCAGCACCUCAUGGCAAGGAUGCUUUACAAGACCAACCCCAAAGCUGCACUCAAGGCCGUCGAUGGCAUGAUCCAGGACGUGGAAACGUAUCGUCAUGCGGCCUGGGAAUAUGCAUUUCGAUUCCUUCGGGUGACCCUUUCAAUGUCAUCUUUCUCUCAUCAAGAUACCAUACAAGCGGUUCACCACCUGCACAAGAUUGCAGCUAUGGCCAGUCGCAACGGAGACAAAGCUGUUUCAGUCAUGUCGGCGGUUAUUGAAGCAUUGGCACACUUACAGCAAGGGACCAAUUCCGAUUCCAUCGAGCAGGCACAACGGGCAGUGGCCACGGCUCGAAGUCACCAGCUCAACGAUGAGCUCCGUCAUAUCCCUCAGCUUACAACAUUGAUCCAGAUGGUUGAUAUCUGCUGCAGUCUCUUGGAGUACGAUGUCAACCAGUCUUCGCAGAAGUUGAAAAUAAUGCAGACCCUGAUGGAUGAGACUCUGGGCGACGCCAACUGGCGCGCCGAUGGUUCAUUUUCUGUUCCUCUGACUGGGAGAUCGGCUGGUCCAUCGUCCAUUGACACAGGAGAUAUCCUGCAGGUUCAGAAUGGGACAUUGCUCUUGAGCUUCAACUGGCUUCCCCAGCAUGAUCUCUAUGCGCUUUGCUACUUUCUGAGCUCGAUCACCCUUAGUGCCAAAAACUCCUAUGAUGGCCGGAAGGCGGAGAAAUAUCUUGAUGAGGGACUUCGCAUGAUUCAAGGAAAUUUCAAGGCCCCGCAGGCAAUCUCCGAAUCAAUGGUGAAUGCUAAUCGACGAGUGGAAUGGCGGCAGUCUCUUUACUGCAACUUCCUUCUCCAACGCGUCUUCCUAGCCUGCGCUCGGACCGACUGGGAUCUUGCCAGCCAGACCCUCAAUGACCUGCGACAGUUUGCGCAGGAGCUUGGCUCAAAUCUUCCGCACAUCAUCGAAUGCUUGAUGAAAUAUGCCGCUGGUACCAUUGCACAAGCCACCGGCGAUCUCAAAGCCGCGUUGAGUAUUUUUCAAUCACCGCUUCUGUCACUCCCUCCUUCAACAAGUCGAACCACGCGGAAUGAUCCCUGUCGUGACACGCGCAUCCUUGCCGCUCUCAACACGGUUCUAAUCAUCCGUGACCCGGCGCAUCCAGCCCACUCGCAUCUUCCUGGUUUACUAUCCAUCCUCGACUCCUUUUGUCUGGUCAGCCCAAACAAAUAUAUCCAAGCGGCCUACUAUCUGGUGUGCGCCACUGUACACACCGACUCCACCAUCCAGACCAAACAAUACCUGCAACAGGCUCUCCAGUCCGCCACCACCAUCAGCAAUAGCCAGAUCACAUGCAUGACCCUCACCUUCAUGAGCUGGCGAUAUUUCCGCGGGGUGGUCGGCGAACAAGCCGAGAAAAGUUCGCGCGCCGGUCGUGCCAUGGCCAAGAGAGCCAAUGAUCGCCUAUGGGCCAGCGUGACGGACGACAUGCUUGCCGAGACCCUCGAGCGGCAGGGCAAAAGUGACGAGGCUCUGGGCGUUCGAGAAGAAGGCCAGCGCCUGAUCAUGGGACUUCCACCCGGUUUGAGACGCUCAACAUGA